This is a messenger RNA of Coniophora puteana RWD-64-598 SS2, 1230 nucleotides long. RefSeq lists its product as uncharacterized. The coding region runs from base 334 to 1047 and encodes 237 amino acids. The record is from RefSeq and is a predicted model, not a curated record. The transcript has 11 exons. NCBI's taxonomy places the organism in Eukaryota, Fungi, Basidiomycota, Agaricomycetes, Boletales, Coniophoraceae.
GUGGACGGUAUCUAGAUUCGCUCUCCCAGCAACGUACCCCCGUCCAUACGUCCGCCGGUCCAUUACGCUCUCAAUAUAUCCCAGCUCGUUUCAAUCAAAACAGAUCCUAAGCCAUGGGGAGCGAGCAAGGACUAUAUAUACGGGAACAAUGUGCUCGCAUUUCCUCAGACAUCUCUUAACGAAGAAGUGAAGACUAAACGUCUGGGACGCAAGCUGUGCAAUGGUGUAUAUUGUAUCCAGCGCCGCGAUGUGGUGCACUACCGUACCAUUACACUUGAAGCCAGACUCUCCUCCGUGAGCGGUUGCUUCUUCGUCCGUUGGCAGGAAGGAGCCAUGCCCAAAGACGUAGAGGACCGGGAAUGGAUUGAGUCAGCGAAGAAAGGAUGCCAGUGGCAGGAAUCUGCUGAGAUCGAUUCAACCAGAAUUGAGACGUACGCAGUGGGACUAACUGGCCCAAUCAAGGAGUGUAAAUGUGCCCGUCGACCGAUUAGAGCGGAUUCAGGCUCCAACACCAAAUGGAAUUUAGAGGACCACGGAGAACAUCGUAAGGUCAAACCCCCCGUGCUGAAAUCGGAUGAUUCCGAUAUCUUUCGUCACUCCGUCUUGCUGCAGGGUAGCGUUGUUGCCGAGACGGAGCAGCUUGCUGCGCUGCGAACUUUUAAAUCAAACAGAACUGCGGAGCCUAUUGUCGAAAUUUUGACAGUUCCCCUUCGGCCGCCCUCGUGCCACGAGUAUGAGAUGAGUAGCCCUGGGGAUGCUUUAGCCCAUCGGUCCGCCAGUGAUAGUAUAGGUUAUCUACGUUUCUUUGUGCAACCCGAGCAUCCCGUGCCAGAUUUAGGUGGCAACCUUGCUACGGAAGUGGAAAACGAUGCUUUCCACCCAACUUCACCAUUAGGAGGAUACGACGGACGCGAAGUAUAUCAGGCGGGGGAAGCUCGUAGCGUCAGUGAUGACAAGCAACUCAGUGGAAUGUCUCAUGUACAAUCCGAGAAACAGCGAUCGCGACCCUUGCAAGCGAGACACGAACUUCAGGUCGAAUGCUCCUAGACGUUUUCAAGAUUUUGACCACAGGCGGAUAAAAACUGAAAGAGAAAACUCAGAGGUAUAGAUCAUGUUUCUGAACAUGUUUCUGAAGUCCAUGGGGGCCCCGUGUCCCAUGAACAUAAUUAACUCUGUCGUACAACUUUGUGCAUCAUUACUUGUUACUUACCGAAUUGUUCAUUUUGGCGC